GGACCGGCAGCAAGAGGCAGCAGACCCCGGCGGCAACAAAUACCCCGUGGGCGACGGAUCGCAUCCCAGAACUAUAAAUCUCGGCUGGGAAUCGUAACCCCCCGGUCGGUUCCUCGGUCACUCCGCUUUCCUGUUCCCAGGCUUCCAAGCCCCUCCCGCCCUCUGAUCUUCGUUCAGGGCCCGACUCGCUUCAGACCUGGUGCCUCGCUUCGCCUACGCUUCCAUCCAUCACUAAUCGAUCCGAUCGUCUCCCGGUGAUCGUCUCCCGAUUCUCUUUCUCUGGAGUGAACCUGCACCCUCGCCACCAGAACCCCUCCGCAAUGAACGCUUCUCACAGCUCGCUGAAUGCUUCCCCUGCCGGCUCCGGUGCCAGUACCCCAUCUGGCACUCGCAAGGGCAACGCUCCCAAGUGUGGAUGCGAUGGUUGCACCGACCGAGCUGUCAAGAUCGUUGGCGACUGCCGCUACUGCAACUCCAAGUUUUGCUCGCGACACCGCCUGCCUGAAGCUCAUGCCUGCCCCAACAUUCAGCACUGUCGCGACGAGUCGUCGGCCAAGAAUGCCAUCCGGCUGCUCGGCGACAAGUGCGUCGCUCCCAAGGUUCAAUAAGCAGCCUCCCGUCGCUGGCUCAUCCAGCCUCUGGAUGAAUCAAGGACGAGCGUAGACAUGCCUCUGUUGCCACCACCACCACCACUACCUCCUGCCACCACUACCUCUCCUCUUCCCACACACCCGAUCACCGUUCUUGUGUCGGUUGCUAGCCUUCAUUGUCAUACGUUUGCAAGGUCUUUAGACUGUUGUUCUCGUUGUUGCAGCGGGUCAGAGUCACUUUGACACCACACCUUGUUUGGAGGUGAACGCUGCACUCGGGAAACAUGUAGUUGACGAUUUGCCGCUUCUACUGUGUGAAUAGUCUGUUUUAUAGCUCGUCUAGUUUCGCCAUCCCCUCAAUCUCUCUGUCUCGCCCUUUUUUUUUUUUGCCUUUUUGCUUGUUUCCGAAUAGCUUGUUGCUGAAGUAUAGG
Polychytrium aggregatum is the source of this 1021-nucleotide messenger RNA. RefSeq lists its product as uncharacterized. The coding region runs from base 321 to 608 and encodes 95 amino acids. Lineage: Eukaryota; Fungi; Chytridiomycota; Chytridiomycetes; Polychytriales. The transcript has 2 exons. Gene Ontology annotation, molecular function: zinc ion binding. The record is from RefSeq and is a predicted model, not a curated record.